This is a messenger RNA of Rhodamnia argentea, 933 nucleotides long. RefSeq lists its product as uncharacterized. NCBI's taxonomy places the organism in Eukaryota, Viridiplantae, Streptophyta, Magnoliopsida, Myrtales, Myrtaceae. The transcript is spliced from 3 exons. The record is from RefSeq and is a predicted model, not a curated record. Bases 1 to 933 code for a protein of 310 amino acids.
AUGGGAUGUGGGAGUUCGAAAGUUGGGUUCGACGAUGAGGAUCAUUCGGUGCCUUUGGGCGUCCGCUCCCAGCUUCGACAUCGGAUCCAAAGUAACAUUAGGAUGAGGAAACGGCGGAGCAAACACUGCUCUACCCUCUCCACAAUGCAGCUCCUUCCCAAGGGCAGCUUAGAAUCCUCAAAGGGAACUUCCUCCCCUAAUUCUUCAUGCGCCAACACUCACGAUCAUCAUCGUCACGCGGUAGAAGAUAAGAAGGUAGCUGAUGCCAAUUGUCACAGCAGUGUUGCGAACGCGAGUGGCGUCAACCAUUCGAGCACAACAUUAACAAGGAGUGAAGACGAAGAAGGCGUGACAGAAGACAAGAUGGUGGUGGAGGCAGUGACUGCAGCCAUAGAGGAGGCCAUCAUGGUGGAGGCGGAGGUGGAGCUGGAGCUGGAGGAGGAUGAUUACAUCAUUGAGGUACUUGAAGAAGGAAGAGGAAGUCUCGUCAGCUAUGCGGAGCUCGAUGCCUAUCCUGGCUCUCCAAGUUUUCGAAUCUACUGUAUCUCAUCGAUAUUGGAAGAUGACAUUGAACAAUUGCAUGCAGCUAUGGAUGAAGAAACGUAUAAGGACACGACAUCUCUGGGCGGCGACGCUAAUGCUAAGGAGGCUUCGAAUGACAGUAUCAGCGAUGAGGGCGGAGGCACAGGCGGCAAAGGCAAGAGGAGGAGCAAGAUGAAGAAGGUGGUGACGAUAAUAGCCAGGAAAAGGGGGUCAUCAGGGGCAGGGAGGCAACAGAGGAAAGUGACCGGGAAGAAAGUGAUGAAUGUGAAGCACUUGCUGUCAUUGAACGUUAAAUCCUGCUACAUCCCGACUUGCUCCACCAAGCAAAUUGAUCACAGCACUCGUCUCCUUCCCAAUAAUCCCAACACAACACCCCAGCAUCCUUCUUGA